CUUGUUUUGUCAGAUGUGUGUGAGUGAGAAAGUUGUGAUUGAACGGAGAAACCUUUUAUUUAUUGUUGAACGUUCAUAUUUCUAUAAAAAAUCAACAUUAUGAUUCACAGUUUGUUUAUAAUAAAUUCUUCCGGGCUUACUUUCACACUUGCUCUGUUAAGUUCUUCCAUUUCCUGUUUACUAUCUGCAUCGGAAGGAGACACUAAAAUAUCAGCAAAAUAAAGGGAUGUCUUUAUGGAGAAACAUUGGAAAAGUGUGAUCCUUCGCUCUGUGUGUGAUUAUUUUUUUGAUCAGCAACGUAAAAUCAGCUCUCCAGAAGAUAUGCCACCCGUAAUAGCAACACCACAUCAUUACCUCAUCAGCAUCAAUCGUUGUUCUAUGUUUUUUGUAGCCGUUUGUAUGACUGAAGUGCCGCCUUUAUUUGUUAUUGAGUUCCUUCAUCGUGUUGUGGACACCUUUGAAGAUUAUUUUGGUGAAUGCACAGAAUCAAUUAUAAAGGAACAUUAUGUAGUGGUAUAUGAGUUGCUUGAUGAAAUGUUGGAUAAUGGGUUUCCAUUAGCUACUGAAUCUAAUAUUUUGAAAGAGCUAAUAAAACCACCAAACAUUUUGAGAACAAUAGCCAACACUGUAACAGGAAAGUCAAAUGUGAGUGCAACAUUGCCUAGUGGUCAGUUAUCAAAUAUCCCAUGGCGAAGAACAGGUGUGAAGUACACAAAUAAUGAAGCGUACUUUGAUGUGGUGGAGGAAGUGGAUGCAAUAAUUGACAAGGCUGGUUCUACAGUGUUUGCAGAAAUACAGGGAUAUAUUGACUGCUGCAUAAAGUUGAGUGGGAUGCCCGAUCUGACUCUGUCAUUUAUGAACCCUCGCCUAUUUGACGAUGUCAGCUUCCAUCCUUGUGUUCGCUUCAAGCGCUGGGAGGCUGAAAGACUGUUGUCUUUUAUCCCUCCUGAUGGGAACUUCCGUCUUAUGUCUUACCACAUUGGAUCUCAAAAUAUAGUAGCAAUCCCUAUAUAUGUAAGGCAUAGUAUUUCCUUUAAAGAUGUUGGAGGAGGAAGACUGGAUCUAACUGUGGGACCAAAACAGACAAUUGGUAGAACUGUCGAGAAUGUUGUUAUUGAAAUUCCAAUGCCAAAAUCUGUGCUAAACUGUAGUCUUGUUCCUAAUCAAGGGAAAUAUUCCUUUGAUCCUGUCAGUAAAGUACUGAUGUGGGAUAUUGGACGUAUAGAUACAUCGAGACUGCCAAAUCUCCGAGGCACUAUCAAUUUGCAGUCAGGUGCUCCUGCCGUAGAAUCAAAUCCCUCAAUAAAUGUUCAGUUCACCAUAAAUCAGCUAGCUGUUUCUGGUCUCAAAGUUAAUCGAUUGGAUAUGUAUGGUGAAAAGUACAAACCUUUUAAAGGUGUAAAAUAUAUUACUAAAGCUGGACGUUUCCAAAUACGAAUGUAAAAUUUCUGUGACUGUAUGACAGUUGACUGGAGUCAGCUGAAGAGUAGUUCACAUACAAGUUGCUAAAUUUUCACAGUUGCCCAUAUCUGGGAAACUGAUGUAUCACCUGUACUGCAGUUGACAAGAAGCAGCUGGUAAAGAAACACAUUCUGGACAAUAAGGCACAUGUCGGUGUCAAUCUCACAGAAGUGUGUUAAUGUCUUCAGAUGGGAAAAGACUAAAAUUAUUAUAGCAUGGAUAAUUUGGAAAAUAUAAUGUAAUGUAAUCUGUGAUAAGUACUUAGGUUGAGAAAUUCCCGGGCUCUGAGUUUCUGUUGGCCACACACAUAGAAAGGAAGGAAACUGAGUAAAAAAGAAGGUGAGAGCAGGAGGAGGGGGACUGGUUGUGACAUGUCGUUGGCUAAUUUAGAUUAAUAUGAACACUGGUCUGGAGAUAAAAACUUAUUACAGAGUGAAUAUGUUCGAACAUGCAGAGCAGUGUCUGAGAGACUGGAUGCUUAAUUUUGCCUAAUCCUCAGUAAAGUUUGUAGUAGCUUUAUUUGUGGAAUGCUGUUGGGACCUUGUUUCAUGUAUAGGCGACACACCUCUCUUAUCCUCUUGUGUCUUUGAACUCUGGGAAUUACCUUUGGGUGACCUAUUAUCCAUAGUUGUGUAUCCUAGUAGUGCCUAUUACAUUUAAAAAAUUUGAAUCCUUGAAGUUAUCUAUACAGUCACAGUUACUAUUAUUAUUAUUAUUAUUAUUAUUAUUAUUAUUAUGCCAGGAUAUAUUUAAAGACUAAUCUCUCUAUUAUGGAUAUCCUCCUUCCUAUUAGUGAGUGAAACUAAAGCAUUUGAUCUGAACAUUUAUGCUGCAGCAAUACAAUUAAUUCUGUUAAUUAUUUUUAUUCUGCCAUUCUCUUCAAAUUUCAUCUCGGCUCAUUAUAUUAACACACUCAACACUCAAUAUUUUAACACAGUGCUAAUGUGUUACCACAUUGUAAUGUCACAAAUGUUCAUGAAAAUGCUGGAUGCUCAUGGUGACUGAAAUUGAGGGUAAAUAAUUUCAAACAUAAUUUUAAAUUAAUUGAGUGUGAAACUGUACUUGCUGUGAAGUAGUUUCACUAAAAAUGGCAGAAAGAAGAAUUGCAAGAUUACAGAAACAGUUUUACGUAAUAUUUGUAAAUUGUGCAGGUUCUGAAGUCCUAGUGAAUGGAGAAAUGUGAAGAAAUGAAUUAAGGGGGGGGGGGGGGGGGGGGGGCAAUGGAGUGCUUACGAGAGUAUGUGCAUAAAAAUUUAGGAAAGUGUUCUUCCCUCAGCUUAGUAGUGUAAUGAGGUGGAGAGCAAAAGUCUAUAUCACAGAGUUCCUUCACACUACAGUGAACAGUAAUAUGAGUAAUAUGCACGUGUGUGUGUGUGUGUGUGUGUGUGUGUGUGUGUGUGUGUGUGUGUGUGUGUGUUUGUAAGGUAAUAUGUUCUUGAGAGAUAGAAACCUAGAGGGGCCAGAAUAUUCAUUGCAAGAUAAUGAACGGCACAAUAAGACAUAAAUGACAAAAUAUCUUACAUGGCAGGUGGAAAUUGUGUGAUGAUCAUAGUGGCUGCUAUCAGUCUUGUAUGCUGUCCCAACUUUUUGUAUGCCAAUAGUCUCAUAUCUGGGCCAAUAGACACCAUCUGUCUGCAGAGCUGACUAAAGAUCAGGUUGUGAGACUAUCAGUUGUUUCCAGUGCCAUUGUAAGUACUCUCACUAAUGAUUUACUGUCGAGUUUUUUGUGAGAAUGAGAAUACGGCAAGGACAUUGGCAACAUUAUUUCUCAGUCUGUUGUGAAUUGUAGACAAAAGAUAAUAUGUCAAUUUCAAAGCUUCCUAACCCACAAAUUCUAUCCAAUAGCCAUUUGCUAGCACAGCCACCACCACCACCUCCAUCAAAUCCAACUACUCACCUCUCAAGUUUCACCACUGACUGCUGUGAACUGUUGUACGUUCCUACCUAUGCUUACACAUAUUUUAUCAUUCAAUUCAGUUCCAUGUCUUGCAAUGCAGUGAGUAAAGACAGCUACUUACCCUGAGGUGUGAAACAGUGGGUAUGCGCAUAAAAAAGAUGUUAACACUAUAGCUCAGCUUUUCAACUACUACUGUCCCGCAGUUUGUAGGGACCAGGAGGGAGGGGGAGGGGGGGGGGGCAGUGGGAGAGCAAGGUACACAAUGCAUGUGCAAAUGUUUGUCCUUGCUCCUGGUUAGGCCACAAAUUUUGUUCAUCAUUUUAUUUGACUAUUGUAUUUUUGUUGCAUAUUCAGUCACCAUUUGUGAAACACCUUUCAUCGUGACCAGAUGCUAUUGAGGUGGAGGAAUUUUAAUCUCUCCUACCCAUUGUUUAUAUCUAAUCUUCAAUAUUUCUUAUAGAAAUCCACAAAAUGGGGCAUGACUUCUUGUAUUACUUUUAGUUUAUGACAUGCUGAUUAUUAGUCAUUAUUUUAUGACAUACGUCUGCCAGUUUAGAAUCAAAUGGAAUGCAGCUGAUUGGAUAAAAGUUGAAAAGUUGUAAAAAAUGUGAUAUAGUAACAGUGUUAUUAAUGGAACUAAAGAAUAAGUCAUGUGAGGUAGACUGUGGUAAUAUUUUUGUAUUGCUCUUUCUACCAGUGAGAAAUACGUGCUGUCUGCAAUUAAUAAAUGUUAAUUUUCUUUAA
This is a messenger RNA of Schistocerca nitens (vagrant locust), 4102 nucleotides long. It is a transcript of the gene carmine, whose product is annotated as AP-3 complex subunit mu-1. Gene Ontology annotation, cellular component: clathrin adaptor complex; cytoplasmic vesicle. The coding region runs from base 235 to 1443 and encodes 402 amino acids. The transcript has 12 exons. NCBI's taxonomy places the organism in Eukaryota, Metazoa, Arthropoda, Insecta, Orthoptera, Acrididae. Gene Ontology annotation, biological process: endocytosis; intracellular protein transport. The record is from RefSeq and is a predicted model, not a curated record.